CCGCCCCCCCGGGACGCACCAGGAGCAGCAGUCAGGACUGAGCCGGUAUGAGAGACAAACGCUCCUACUGCAGCUCCUCAAACUUUCUGACGGAUCCCCCUCUUUUGUUCCGGUCUCAGGUCUCUGGUCUCUGAUCUCUGGUCCGGCUCGGCUCGCUUUAGCUUGGAUCGGUGUGCAGAAGGUGUGGUAGGGUCGGGACGCGCAGAAAGUUUGAGUCCGGGAGCAGAGAAGAGUGGUCGGGUAGCGCGGGAGCAGACCCGAUCCUCCUGACGGCGAGUUUGAACCUGCAGACCGCCGAUACAGUGGGACGGUCCGGCUUCUGUCUGGAUUGCAUCUCGGGAGUUAAGUCCGCCGCAGGUCCACUCCGGGUCCUGGUUUGGGUCUGUGAGUUUCUAAAAGUCUGAAGGAGUAACAUAAAGGACGCAAAGAGGACCUGAGUCUUGAGCGAGACCUCCCGGAGUCUAAGCAGGCGGAUCCGGACUCCGACAGACUCUGUUGGACUCUUUGGUUAAUUUUUACGCAGGGAGUAGGACGCACGUGGAUGGACUGACUCCUGGUGUGCACGCGCUCCCGCUGUGGUUCCGAUCCGGUUCUCACUGACUGGAAAAUGAAACUUUGGGAGUUCUGGUUCUCCUGGAUGCGGAUCAGGACGAGCGAGCCGGUUUCGAAGGACGGGCCGUGAACACAUGAAGACCCGGUUCAGGAUUAUGGUCGCAGUCCCUGCAGGGAAUUCAUCAUCUGAAGGUGCAGCGGGAGAAUGCAGCAGAUAAUCGAUGAUUAUUGGUGAUCGAUAAUCGGAUCAGAAGUGACUGUCUCUGUAUUUCAUGCUGCACACUGCGCGAGGCUCUCCUCUUCCCCCGGAGCCCCUCUCUCUUACAUGACUCUCGGUUCCGGUUCUGGUUCUGGUCUCGCGCUCUGAUCGCCACAGAAGACUCGCGGAUGUUCGGCGGGUCGUCGCGCGUCGCGCUGCCUCACAUGGAGCGCCUCGGGUGGCCGCUGCUGCUGCUGCUCGGCCUCCUGCUCAGGGUCUGCUCCUCCGUCACCGACGACCGCCUCAUCUCAGACCGGUACGCGGUUUACUGGAACAGCUCCAACCCCAGGUUCUUUCGUGGCGAGUACACGGUGGAGGUAGCGAUCAACGACUACCUGGACAUCUACUGCCCACACUACGAGGUGGAAGAGCCGUCGGAGCGUAUGGAGCAAUACAUCCUGUACAUGGUGAACUACGACGGGUACACCACCUGCGACCACCACAGGAAGGGCUUCAAACGCUGGGAGUGUAACCGCCCGCUCAGCCCUAACGGACCGCUCAAGUUCUCUGAGAAGUUCCAGCUGUUCACGCCAUUCAGCCUGGGCUUCGAGUUUAGGCCAGGACACGAGUACUACUACAUCUCAUCUCCACAUCCAAACCUGGCUGGGAAACCAUGUCUGAAACUGAAAAUCUACGUCAAACCAACCAAUGACUCAGUAUAUGAGUCUCCAGAGCCCUUCCUGACAGACGACACCACCGGUGGCUGCGGCCUCGCUCUGCCCCGCCUCCCGCUGCUGUCGGCCAUGAUGCUAGCCCUCCUCCUCAUGCUUCUACUGGCCUCCUCAUAGCACCUCCUCCUCCUCCUCCUCCUCCUCCUCCUCCUCCUCUUUCUCCUUCUACUUAUUCCUUUCGCUCUGAAAAGAAACAACCAACCCAAGGCAGAAAUCACGUCCAGCUCCCUCUCACUGACCUCUGACCUCCAUCUGAACACCACUACGCAGCUCAGCCAAUCAGAGGAGGCAGUGCAGAGAGGUGGGAGGAGCCUGCAGCUGUUUUGGAGUAUCCUUAGUGCUGUGAUGGAGACAGGUGGAGGCUCGAUUGAGUCCAGUGUUUAGUUUAUUUUUCAACGCUUUGAGCUACAUUCGCCAAUCAGAGGUUGGAUACCUGCUUUGACAGUGAUGCAUCACGAUUAAACUUCUUACCUGUAAUCACCUGAGUCUGAGCAUCAAUACAUCUUAUUAUGAAACAAUCAGACUUAAAGGACCACAGCAGAGAUUUCACACGCCUAUCAAACAUCUGGAAAGAGUCAAACAUUCAUUCAGAGAAAGAACCAACAUCAUUCCACACAGUUCAUAACCAGAUCCUGGUAUCAGGAUGAGGAUCUGGACUGCUGGUCUUUCUUUUAAAGAAUGCAAAUCAAGAUUAUUGAUCAAGAUCUUCAGGUAACACUUUGAUUAAGAUGUUGAUGUGUUAUCUUGAUAAAGGUUUCAAAACAAGAUCUUGGUUAGAAUCUUGAGCACAUUUAUUUUGUGUAUAGAACAUUAAGAUCUUGAUCGUUUAUCAGGAACACAAUCUUUUCAUUGUCCAGGCAUACGCAGGAUCAGGCUAUGGUGAUGAUCUUGAGCAUACAGAUUGUUAUCUUGUUUCUUGGCGAUAUUUGGAUGUUUUUUCUGGUUUAUCCAAAGUCUACAGAAACUAAAAACAAGAUACUUUGUGAUUUAAAGUUUAAUCUGGCGUGUUUUUGUUUUUUUUAGUCAGGGGAGUGUCUACAUUAUCUCUGUCAGAGUUUCACUUUGAUGUGAGAUGAUCCAGGUCAGACUUUAAACUCUGUAAAGUUUGUUGAAGCAGAGUCUUGUUGGUUUUAAUCUUGAUAUGAUGAAGCAGGUGGAGUGUAGAUUAUAAAGUCUCUGAAUGAAUAAAACACCUUCUGCUUCGGUUAAUUCACCUGAUUGAAUAACUUUAUUCAUAAAGAUUUAUUAAAUUGAGAAUCCUUUAGGACUGAAGACGUUCACAUAACGCAGAGCUGAGCAGUGAAAACACUGAGGUGGUCCUUUAAUAUAUGAUCUGUCAUAGAUAUGGUGCUAAAUUAGUGUAGUGAUGAUAUAAUAAUAUCUGAUGAAUAAACCAGAGAGCAUCAGACAUGAACAUCACAUGACUGUGACCACAGAGAGUCAGAGGCUCAGACAGACGUACAGAGACGGGUCUGAACCAUCAGGAGGAGGAGACAUGGCGGUCACUGGAGUGCAGCCUACGUCUGCGACUCAGACUCAUCUCACAGAAACACAGACUGACCCUUCAGGAUAAGGAUGGCGAUCUUUGCUCUUUUGCUCUCUUGGUGGGACUGGUUCAAAGGCUCUCUGUUUGUCCUGGAGAUGUGAAAUUAAUCUCUGAAGAGGUUUCCACAGAAAUCAGCCUCAGCUGUCUCACACAUCAGAAACCUUCAACCUUCAUGAUGUGUGCUUCUGAAACUAACUGUCAGCAGAGUUAUAAAGCAAUAGUAUGAACAUUUAAAAAGUACAUGCUCUUUAACUAUUUAAUUAUUAAUAACAUGUUUAAUAUCUUUGUCUGGAAAGUUAAAACUCUGAAGUGUCCACAGUCUGAAUUGAGUCUCUGAACACAGAGAUCCAGCAGAAAACAAUCCACCAGAGAUUAAACAAGAUCUGCAAACAACACAGAGGCCUGAUAAAAUACAUGUAUUAUUGAUACUCUGUAGGGAGCUCCAUGUUCAAGUCGCUGAGUUUUUUAAACUUCAGAGUAAAACGAUCCCCCACAGAGGAAGUCUACAGACAGAACUCUCACAGAGACAGACAGCUGGGCAUUAAUCCAUCACGCCAUUUGCUUUAAGAUAUUUUAAUAACUCAAUGCUGGUAUGUUCAGAAGUUGACACCUGACCGUAGCUUCAGUUGAUCUAAAGGUUUAGCUUACACAGCUAUACAGACACACCAGGCAAACUAGAGUGGCUUCACAAGCUGAUGAUAAAUUCAUCUUCACAAAGCUACAGGCUAGUAGCUAAUAUUUACAGACUGACUCAGAGAAACACUCAGACUGCAGCAGUUACGUUCUGCAUGUUUGUAAGUUAGAACAGAAAUAUCACAUUGAGUUUGAAACUUUAUAAAUUAAACCACAAAUAAAGAAAAGGUUGGAGAGUCAGUGGGGGGUUCAAACGCUGAUGUGCUAUCGGAUGUUGAGGCUCAUUUCUGUGCCUGAACUCUUCAAUCAUCUUCAGUCCAUAUAUAAAAUAACACUCCUUCAAGAGGACUCUCUCUCCCUCUCUCCCUCUAUCUAUCUCUCCCUGUCUCUCUCUCACCCUGUGUCUCUCGCCCACUUCCUGCAGCAGACAGCCUUGUUUCAUUUCUGUAAAUCUGCCAAAGACUUGUUAAACUUUUCUACAGGGGAGGGCAAGUCAAACAGCAGCUACAGGGGUACUUGUGGCCCCGCCCCCUCUGCCACAGGAGGUGGGGUCAUUUUAGAGGGGAGGGGUUAUGUUUUUUUCAAAGUAAUGUUUUUUUGUGGUGUGAAUAAAAUCGAAUGUUACGCGCAAAACUAAAAUGAACCAAUCAAAAAUGGCCUUUUUCCCACUGGUGCUGAAUUUUUGAGACUGACAGACAUUGUACACCAUGCAGUCAAGUUUUAUUUCUCUUCAUCUCUUCAUAUCCCUCCAUCUUCACCGAUGGACGGGGGGUGUGUCCUUGUGUGUGGACGAGCAGGGGCAUGCUGGGAAAUGCAGUAUACUAAUAACGAACGCACUGUGAUGGAGGACGAACGGUGGACAUAGCACUUGGACUCCUGUGGAGGACGAUGGAAACAAAGUGACCUCGUCAGAACAGAAACAGUGAACAUUCUUGAAGAAGAAAAUAUUUUAUUUUGUGUUUUUGAAGUUUGAGAAAAGCAGGAGAAAAUUCAUAUCAGAUAUGAAUUAAUCAGCAGUGAUGUGAAGGAUCAGUCAGCUGUUUGUUGUUGUUGAUGUUGUUGUUGUUUUCUCCUUUUUUUGUUCCUGCUUGCAUCACAAUGCAUUCUGGUCCUUGUAGUUCGGUGCUUCCUGGUUUGUCGUUAAUAAAGUUAAGGUGGGUUUUCCGGAUCAUAAUCAUUUUCAUGAUUUUCGUGUGGAUGGAAUCUGUUUUUUGUGGAGUAGGAAAUGUUACCUGAGGAAAGAAAAACUACAGAAAAAGUUUCAGUGGUUGUUUUUUGAGCGGGGGUGAGACCUUUCUGCUCUCUCUGGUUUACAGCGUCUCUGAGCUCAAUCAUAAUGAAAAAGAAAUCGUUUUUGUACAUCCAAAUGUCUGCUUAUUCUCUGAAAGAAUAAAAACCUGUUUUGUAUA
Molecule: messenger RNA, 5070 nt
Organism: Notolabrus celidotus (New Zealand spotty)
Lineage: Eukaryota; Metazoa; Chordata; Actinopteri; Labriformes; Labridae
Product: ephrin-A2-like
Exons: 4
Coding region: 940-1599 (219 amino acids)
Biological process (GO): axon guidance; osteoclast differentiation; ephrin receptor signaling pathway
Cellular component (GO): plasma membrane
Molecular function (GO): ephrin receptor binding
Source: RefSeq, a predicted model, not a curated record